This is a messenger RNA of Hippocampus zosterae (dwarf seahorse), 10340 nucleotides long. RefSeq names its product chondroitin polymerizing factor a (gene chpfa). The record is from RefSeq and is a predicted model, not a curated record. Gene Ontology annotation, cellular component: Golgi cisterna membrane. Lineage: Eukaryota; Metazoa; Chordata; Actinopteri; Syngnathiformes; Syngnathidae. The coding region runs from base 198 to 2486 and encodes 762 amino acids. Gene Ontology annotation, molecular function: glucuronosyl-N-acetylgalactosaminyl-proteoglycan 4-beta-N-acetylgalactosaminyltransferase activity. The transcript has 4 exons.
GCUAUGUAAGCAGCGGUCCUGACACGUAAGAGACUCACGCAAUUUUUCAAACGGAAGAAGUUUCUUUCCAAGAAGUUGGAUGAAGAAACGCCUCAUAAUUGAUGCAGUUGACCUGUAGCGUCUCUCCAACGUACACCAACCUGGAGGUUCCUUAACAACUCGCCGGGACGCUCCGGGAGAGCAGCCGACGCGCCGACAUGAGAUUUCCAGCCCUUGUUUCUGCCCUGCGGUCUAUGGGCCCGGUGAUAAUCGGCAUUUCUUUAGGAUUCACCUUGAGUUUACUCAGUGUAAACUGGACAGAAGAAGCGUGUUAUGCGGACCAGCGUGCUCCUGCGGGCCGUGAUGAACAGCCCAAAGGAGCCCGAAAACCCAAUUCCAUUUCAGUCGUCCACGACGCAGAAUUUGAAGCGGAUUUCGAGCCACGAAUAUUGCCCUAUAAACAAGCUGAGCCGAGUACCCCUAAGAAAGUUUUCAGGGCCAAAUAUAUCAGUACAGAAUUGGGGAUUCGCGAGCGUCUGUUUGUUGGAGUCCUGACGUCCAAAAACACAAUUAACACAUUGGGCGUGGCCGUCAAUCGCACCAUCAGCCAUCAUCUAGACUCUGUCGUCUUCUUCACUGGCACGCACAACCGCAAACCCCCACACGGCAUGUUUGUCGUCUCACACGGAGACGAGAGACUGAUCUGGAACAUGUUUCAGACGAUGAAGUACAUUUUCGAGCACUAUAUCAACGAGUAUGACUGGUUUUACUUCGUCCAAGAUGACGUCUACACAGAAGCCGACAGGAUCAAAGAGCUUGUGGAUCACCUGAGUAUGAAUCAAGAAGUUUACAUGGGCUGUCCAGAGGAAUUCGUAGGCGGGGAGAUGGAAGGGAGCUAUUGUUACGGAGGGUUUGGGUACCUGCUGUCUCGAACCUUGCUGCUUCGGCUCCAACCCUUCCUGGAAAAUUGUAGAAACGACAUUCUCAGUGCCAGGCCUGACGAGUGGCUUGGGAGGUGCAUCAUCGACUACACGGCUAAUAACUGUGUCAGCGACGCUCAGGGUCUCCACUACCACCAUUAUCAGUUGGGCAAAAACUUUGAUCCAAACAAAGAGCAGAGUGAGCAGUUUCGAAGAGCUCUGACUGUCCAUCCGGUGUCUGACCCUGAAGAGAUGUACCGGCUGCACAGACACUUCACUGAGAUUGAACUGCAGAAGACUUACGAUGAGAUUGCUAAGCUCCAGGAAGAAAUAAAAAACGUCAGCGCGGAUGCCUUCGAGGGCAACCGAAGUGCUCAGUGGCCGAUAGGAAUCAACCCACCUUUCGAACCAAAGUCUCGCCACGACGUUAUAAAAUGGGACUACUUUACAGAAGAGGAGAUUUAUUCGUGCAUCGACGGAUCCCCUAAAUGCGAUCUGCAUGGCAUCGACCUACUCGACGUGGCCGAUGUCAUUGACAUUGCUGUUGAAGAGCUGAACAAGAAGUACAAACCCAUUUUGCACCUGAAGAAGCAGCGCCUGAUUAACGGCUACAGGCGCUUCGACCCGACCAGGGGCAUGGAGUACACCCUGGAUUUACAGCUCGAGGCGGUUAGCCAAAAAGGUCACAGUCAUUCUAUUGCCAAGCGUGUUCAUCUGGUUCGACCUCUGAGCCAGGUGGAGAUAAUUCCCAUGCCCUAUGUCACAGAGAGUACGAGGGUUCAUGCCAUUAUACCGUUGACCGCGUUGGAUCGGGAUUAUGUUGAGCAUUUCCUCAAAGUCUUUGCCUCCAAUGCCUUUGAAACCAGUGAAAACAUCAUCCUGACCUUUCUGUUCAUUUACGAUCCAGUGGAAGCGCAGCAAGUUAACCAGAAUGAUAUAUUUGCCAACGUUAAGACUCAAAUAAACCUCUACGAGCACAAAUACCCGACGGUGAAAAUCCCUUGGAUAAGCGUCAAGACAGACAGCCCAUCGCAGAUCAAAUUCAUGGACAUCAUUUCCAAGAAGCAUCCGAUUGACACGCUGUUCCUCCUAGCUAGCGUCAACACCAACAUCAAUUUGGAGUUUGUGAACCGCUGCCGCAUGAAUUCCAUCAACAACUGGCAAGUGUUCUUCCCCAUCCAUUUCCAGGAAUACAACCCCGACGUGGCCUAUCACAACCAGCCACGUCCGGCCACGGUCGACCUGCUCAAGGAAUCUGGACAUUUUGACCGCUGGUCAUUCGACGAAGCCUGUUUUUACAACGCGGACUACAUGGCGACACGCACGAAAAUGGUCGCGGAUGUCCAAGAGAACGAGGAUAUACUAGAGACCCUAGACAUUUAUGACAUAUUCGUAAAGUACUCCGGGGUGCAUGUUUUCAGGGCAGUAGAGCCAGCAUUACACCAAAACUACCGCUACCAAAACUGCAACCCGCGGCUCAGUGAGGAUAUCUACCACAGGUGUGUUCAGAGCAACUUGGAAGGUGUUGGUUCUCCCUCCCAACUGGCAAUGCUGCUGUUUGAACAAGAGCAAGGAAAUAGCACUUGAGCGCAAAGGGCCGACCCUCCACGCCUGCACGUGACACAAAAGAGCCGAGUUCCUUCAAAUGGAUGUUUGGACGAAACAAUUUGAAUAGAAUGGCGACGCUGAACUUCACGUACAUUGUUGUCCGUUUUUGGGCCGUGGAACCAGCUCGCUAAAAUGAAUGCAAUACUAUUGUAAACAAAAUAAAUACAAUAAUAAUAAUGUUUACAACACUUUAAGGCACACUGAGCAACGCAGCGGAACGCGGCUGAACCUGACAGCUGCCAACAAAUCGUAUCAGCCACUCCGAGCCACACACCUUGCUGAUGCACACAUACCAACUUGCUCCAAUGCGAAAAACUGCGACCGCAGCCAGCAUUUUGAGAUAUUCAUAUUGGAUUGAAAGACACACAAUUGCCAAGGAAGAAGUGGAUUUCCCUGGCCACCAUCGCUAUAUUAUGACCAAAUAAGGAGAGGAAAUGGCGAGAAGUAAAGCGAAAGUGGAUGUUUCUGAGGCUAUUAGCAAUGAUACCAUUCACAGAAUUUCGGUGACAGAUACUCUCCACCCUUUGCUUUUUAGUCACAAGUACAUCUGUAACUACAAUAUAGCUGACAGUUUUGUUUAAACCAAUGGAUAUACUUUAAUGAUGCGGCUUGGCAAUGGCUGGCCGAAUCUCACGUGGUACCCGUGAACUUGAUUUUUGUUGUGAGAUAUCAAGUGUUACAACACGCCGUUUGCAACUCCCUUCACCUGGAAUAAAAACUUUGCGGCAAAAUGAGUUGCCCACUGUCGGCCACUCAUGGACACUAAUUUCACCAACCCGACGCAUUGCGUGACAGUUCAGUGGCGUUUGGUCGCAUUGCUCAGUGUGAGGUAGGCAUGUAGCUGGAACCAAAGGACGUUCCUACCAUUGUCAUUUGCAAUUAGCAGUAUUUUGACCACUAUGUUACGGAAGCAGGGUGGUGUUGUUGUGUGGAUAGUCUAACCUUUUUUUUGUGAUCUGGUGUUGGCGCGUGCCCUGUCAGCUCCACACACACGUCUUUCUCUACACCUGUAGGUUUCAAUAUUGUUCAGGAUCUUGAUCUUGGAUCUUGGUUUUGUGGUGUUACGCGUGCUAUUCCUCUCAUUUUGCACUAGGGGCCAGUCUGCAAUUGUUUGUGAUGGACAGAGCGCGGUUGCUUUGGAGAGAUUUCGAGAGGUUUAGAGAGUUAAACCAAAUAAAAUAUUGAAAAGUGGUUUGCACUGUGACAGAAGAGCACCUUCAGGAGUUCCGCUCUGGUCUUCUCUCAGUGUUCCCUCAACCCUCAGUGACAAAAAAAAAAAUUGUACAUUGAGUGAAAUGUGGUCCUUUGCAUGAUCAAUGAUAUUGACCAUAAUCCUUUAUUGAUAUGGAUUAUCUGUAACUAUGCAUCUGCAUUUACAAUGUCACGGAUAUGAGUGUAUUCAAACAAAAUUGCUGUAAUUGUGCCUUGAAACUGAUUUUUCCAUCAGAAGGUUUUUUUUUAAAGACACUUUGAUGUUACGCAAUAGUUUUGCAAUUCAGGUUCUGAAGUUAGGCUGUGCUUUUUGUCAGUGUUUUGGUUUGAAAUGCCACACUUAGCCAAUGUUUGACAAAGCGGAGUUGAGAUGUUGCAUCGCAUACUGCUUUUCGAGGCCCGUUUGGCAGCAAGCGCCUUUCCACAAGUUGUGUUAUGUGCCUCAAACCACGCACUGAAGUAUUUCCUGUCAGUCUUUGGCAAAUGGAGGCAUGAGUACGUUGAAUUCAUGACUAUGUUACUAAAGAUGGACUGACAGAAAGCCUGGAAAAACAAUGAAUAUUUGCAGGAAAACAGAACGAUGAUGAUCCUUUCCUUGGAGUUUCUGCACAAAGUCUGGUUUACUUUGAAAGGAGGUGGUGGAAAUUGUCACAUGACGGCAGUUAGUUACUCACAUUUGGGCUUGCCAAGGCUUUCAUGAUUCCAGUUUUAAUCCCACUAUUCAUUGAAAUUACGAAUUAUUGUCCUGUUGUUUUCCUCUUUUUUUUUUUGGUUCCAUUUGCAAGUGCAAAGCUUUAAUAGAUCAGUUUUACUGCAACUCUUAGAAUGGUAGCAAUAGUCGUUAGAUGUGGUUUUAAUUUUUUUUUUUAAUAUAGGAUACUUAAGAAGUGCAAUAUUGCUGCUAACGCCACUGUUGAGCGACCACAUGGAGUACAUUGGCAUUUACUUGACAAUACCAUAUGGUACUUUUUUUUUCUUCUUUAUGGUCAAGUGUUCAUUUUAUGGUACUAGGGGUUCAAAGUAAUCCAUGUUUGGCACGUUUUCAAGAUUGCUCUAAACGCAAUGAUGGGAUGUAUUUGUGGAAGGAUGUCUGAAGAUGCUGCCCCUCCGCAUGCUUUUGGAGAUUCGCCAAGGAGAAUUAAAGAGGGCUUUUUAUGUAGGACCUGCCUCCAAGAAGGCCAAGGGCUAGGAAUAUAAGCACAGACUUUUUUUUUCCCUCUUCUUACUCUGAUUCAUGCAAUGAUUCAAUAAUAAUAGCAGCACAGAGCGGGAAAUUAGCAUCAUGAAAAGCUGAAAUGACCAAUUUUGGUUUCAGGAACAAUAUGGCAUUCAUCUUUUCAACACACUAAAUGUAUGUACUUGAUUCCCAAUUGCAGUUUACACGGUUCGAAUGUUUUCAUGAAAUCAUCAUGAUGAACAUCGCAUUCUACGAUCAAUCCUACACAUUGGUUGAACUGAGAGUGUAUGUUGAAACACCGUGUUUAUUGCAAAACUGUUUUGCUGUAUUUAUGUUUUAACGAUUACAAAUCACAGACUAAGCGGUGACUGUCUUGCGGGCGCUUUACUGCCUGAUUUUUAAUUUUUUUUGUUCUUACCAAGACAAUGCUCUGCUGAAUGUUUUCCUAUGAAGAGCAUGAUGACAUAAUGAACCAAUAAUCGUUAACGUUCCAAAAACCACUGUGAAUUUUGACAACAACAAAAUGAGUUGUGAUCUGUAUGUGUUCGCCAAAGCUGACAAAGUAGAACAACGUUGAAACGAUGCUGUAGACUGUUUUGUAAUAACGCACUAAUUUUCGAGGUACUUUCUAAAGACUUUUUUUGUCUUUUUUAAUUCCACACAUCACUUCAUGUUAUCUGUGAUGAACACAACCUUGCUGUUGUUUGUUAUGUAUUUGCUUAUUUUUGUGUUUGGCCUUAAUGACUCAAUGACCAUUUCAGUAAUGUUUUGUUUUUGGUCACGUCAUGUGUCAGACUUUAUGUACAGUAAGUACCUUUUUUUUUUUUUUUUUUGCAUCUAUGAUUUUUGGAACCAAGUGUGUUUGAUUUAUAAUGGUACCAAUCUAACCAAAGCAAGUGAAGCAGGACGUUAGUUGAUGCUCAACAUUUUUUUUUUCCAAUGUGUGCUGUAAUUACCAAUCAAAUGUGAAAUGCAAGUUUUUUCUAAAUUAAAUAAAAUGUUUUAUUAUGAGGUCAAAGUUCAUAUUUCUGGUCAUUUUAAAAGAUGAAAACGCCUUUGUUUUAAAUGGUAAAAUCGAGUUUGUCCUUUAGGUGUCAGUAGAAGAAUGCAUUAUCAUUUGCAAGCGGUGCCAAUUGUAAGCAAUUUGCAUAUUGGAACAUUUGAAGCACAUUUCCUUUUAUUCAGUUUCUAGACAUGGUCUUGACCAUUAGCGUUUCUGCCCAUGUCAGACCUGACGCACAUUUUGUCUGGUUUGGGUAAAAGCAAGGGGAAAUACUGCAAACGUAAUUACAGUUUUAGUUAUGUCAAGGGUCCAUAUGUACUCCCCGAGGCAUGUCGUAAAACCACAUAAUUACAGAGCAGCUGGGACGUAAUUGUAAGCUAUCAUUUUGUACUUGGUUUUAUGCACUUUCUCCUCCCAUGCAGGAGGCAUAUUUCCUUCAAAUCAUUGAGGAACCGAUUUAGUUUUACCCUGACAGUUUUUGGGUUCGUGUUCAGGUUAUAUUUAUUAAAAGUCACGUGGUUUGACAUUCAGUCAAAAAAUCAUCAGGAAAUAAGCAAAUGAUUUCGACAUGAAACGCCACCUUCAUGUAGUCUAACCUUUCAAAUGCAUUUCGGCUGGCGGCCAUUCAUUACGUCCUUAAUACUAUCUCGUUACGCUUUCCAAGUGAAACUCAAUAAACUGAAAGUCACGCAUACACAACGACGCCCACCGGGAGAACGUCUGCCUCAUAUUUCCGAUGCGCCGGGUUCCAGUCUUGGCUCGGUUUGUAUGUUCGGUUUUUUUCUAUGGGACACUUGCCAAAAACAUACAUGUUAGACUCGAAAUCAAGAUUACUGAUGUACAAAUCUUAAAGGGCCACAAAGGGGUUUUCUUAGAGAGUCCAUGGUCCAUUUAUAUAGGGUGGUCUUUCUAUCUGUGAUAAUACCGUAAUAUUCCAAACAACAACAAUCCAAAUGGAAAUAAAAUGUCAUUUCCAUUUUGACAUUAAAUACAUUUAAAUUAUGUCUAAGCAUAGAAUCAAAUGACUUCUUGGAAAUGUCACAUAUUCCGUUUUUCGUCUGAUUUGAACUAAAGUGAUUUUUUUUUUUGUGGAGCUAAUGUGUCAUCAUCACGCGCUAAAUGCUAUCCUGUGAUGAACAAUUGCCCAGAAAGUAGACUCCUUAAGGAUAUUGGGGAAUCCCAAGAAUGCAGGCCGCAUGCUGUCCUAUUGGCUACGGUGCAAGCCUGACAUUGUGCCUGGCAGCACCCCACUCGGCGGAUUACAUGCACACGUGACAGCAGCUCAUGUGUAUGUGUAUUUGGAAACACUUUUUUCAAUCAAAACUGUGUAAGCCAUGCAGGUUAUAUACCAAAUGGGCCUCUGACGUGGGUGGCGUGAAGAAGACAACAAAUCAAAUGCUCCUUGAUUACCAUUCAAGUGCCCCCCCCAAAAAGUCCUGUCUUCCUGUUGACUCGGCAGGCCCCUGUGCGACUUGUCUGAGAGCGGUCACUAUUAUUGAUGACAGAGGAAAGGAUUGUUAUGCAGGGCCUCGUGUGGGAUGCCAUCAGAGAGUGCGAUUGGAAACCUUUUGAAAAUGUCAAAGUGACACAUGAUUAUGAAUAUUAAACAGUCAUAUACAGCCCAUGAUCACUUGACAGGAAUAGGGGAGUUGACAGAUGGCGGGGUGUGGUACCUCGUAGUGAAUAUCCAAGUUACAAGGGCCUAAUGCGGAGCAAAUUAUUGGAAAAAAACAUGUCAUUAUAGUUGCUCAAUCCACACCCCAGGCAGAAAUGCCAUGUUUGUUAACGCUUGUCAUGAAGUUAGUUUGGAAACAUGUCACCCAACUUGCCCUCCUUCAUAGGAUAGAGUAGGAUGUAGCCCGUUCACUGGAACAGGCUUCAAAUGCUGUCCUGUGCACUCCAAUUGUGUUUUGUAUUCUUCAGCAUGGCCCCAAUACUUUGCUUGUGUAUGAUUGAUAUUUAUUUAUACACCCUUUUAUAUUUUAGCCCAAAUAUACAAACCUUAUAAAUGGGCCGCAAUAUGUUCUCUUGACUUUAAGUUGUAUUACCUCACAUAGUCCCGUAGAUAUGGAACACUUGUGAGUUUCAUUGAAUGUGAGAAAGCGAUUAACAUUAGCCCAAAAAAAAGAUUGCAGUGCUUUUUAUAUAAAGUCCAGUGAAGUACAACAAUAAGGGCAAAGGAGUAAGAAACUACUUUAAAAAAAUCUCUAUUAACCCCGAUUAACAUCCCGGUGAUGCGCAGAUCUCCGAAGCAAACUGAGUACUCAUUAGUUUGAAUCGCUAAAUUCCAUUUUGAGACUCAAUCUACAUCAGUGUUACCAUUGUGACCUCUCAAAAAGAGAAAAAGAAACAUUUGUACCAGUCUACUGUACAUUAAAUGAGUUUUAUGACUCUAGGCAAGUUACCGUAUUUUCCACACUAAAAGGCGCACAGGGGUAUGAGUCACACCUUCAAUGAAUGGCCUAUUUUUUAAUAUUUUUCAUACAUUAUAAGACAAUCUACAAUGCAUCCACUAGAUGGAGCUACGCUCAAGGAAACACCAACAGAACGAUCAGAUGUAAGUAAAACGUAUUUAAUAAAGCAGUGACACAGUUCACUUAACCAACAGCAAGUUAUAACAUUGACUCGUUAACGUGAACUCUGUUGCCGCUGCUCGAUUUCCGUGUUCAACUGCGUAACCGAUCGCCUUAAAUUUGAACUCUGCGUUGUCAGCAUGUCUCGAACAAGGAGCCAUUUUGGGGGUCGAAAUAUUACCGUAAUGACCAUACACAAGGUGCAUUGGAUUUUAAGGCGCGCUGUGAGCUUUUAAGAAAAUGGAAGGCUUUUAGGUGCACCUUAUAGUGCAGAAAAUACGGUAUCCAUAUCGUGACAUUUGGGCCAGACUUGAGCAUUUUUCCUCGGUAAAAGUCGGGCCUGAUGCUUGGAAGUCUCAGGAAAAUCAGCAAUUGUCCUUGUGCGAUGUGUUAGGUUUUUUUUUUUUCUGCUCGACUUCAUCUGCUUGGAAAAUGUUGAGAGCCAACAGUCCAAAAUGUUCAACCUGACCACUAUUACUGAUCAGAAGUCCGAGUUUGGCUGUGCCGUGGACGUUUGUGAUUUUUUUUUUUUUUUGUAGGAAAGUGUGCAAAAUUGUUGCACACUUUCCUGUUGCAGUGUGGCCAAAUUGUUCAUAUACAGUAAAAUAUCAGGUGACUUUACUCUGACAUGGAAAAAUGAGAUCUGAAUAAGUUAUUUAUUGAGAGUGUGCUGUACUCAAAUGACCUCCAAUAAAUGAUAUUACAGAAUUGAUCUCUUAAGUGUGCAGUACUCAAAUGAAUUGAAGUAGCAACAUUUAUAACAAGCUUCCAGUACUAAAAUAAUAAUAAUAAUAAAUCUGAUAUUGAGCAGUGCAGAGGUCUCUCUCUGAAGUCAGCUAACAAUGAUUGUCUCUGGUGCUCCACACCUAAAUUGAUCAGAUUGAAAAAAACUCAAAUAAAAAUCUUACUCGUUGGUGCUGCUGCAAGAAAAGUUGCCGAUCUUCAAUCAUCUUUUUCUCAUGAAUCAUUUAAACGUAAAGUUGGAAAGUACGCUCUGUGUAUCUGUUCAUUCCUUGAAAUCCGCCUGACUUUUUGGAGACAGGUCCGAUUAGAAUGUACAGUGGAACCUCUAAAGAUUGGACACACUUCAGAUAGAUAAAAAUCUCAAGUCCGUUAUGUAACAUUUUACGAUUUCAAUACCACACAAAUAAUAAAAUGGUGAUAAAUUACCCUUGAUGACAUAUGAUGGAUGCCAAGAGAGCGAAAUGUUAUGUUAAACUGUCUUGCAAAAAUAAAAAGGACAUUUCUGCUUGUGCUUGUGAAAGUGGAACUGAGCGACUUUCACAUGUACAUUUUUUAAGGCUUAUUGCUGACGUAUUGUGAGCCAUCAAUUAUCCGUUCUGUUCUUAUCUUAGAUGCCGUUCACCUUCCACUUCUAUUGUCACAGCUGAUUUGUUUGACUUUGGUAGUUUGCAUUCCAAAUUGUAUGACCGUUGUGGGGGGGGGGGGGGGGGGGGGAUCUUCAAAUUCCGAGGUUCCACUGCACAUGUUCGUAUACAAAACAGGUCGCGUAUAGGGAAAUAAUGUCCACAAUACAUAGUCAUUGUUCUUACCUGUACAAAUGUAUUGAUAUUCUUCUUCAUCGGUGGAUUUUUUUGUAUACAGUAAUUGCUACAAUCGCGAUCGCAUAUAAAAUUUCUCUAAAAUGUAUAAAUAACAAAAUGAUUACAUACGUUAUCUAUCUAUAUAUAUAUGUAUAUAUAUAUCUAUGAAUGCAUUAUAAACAAGAGCCAUUUAAACAGAAUCUUGCCCACGUUCUCCUCAUUGGUUUUUACAAUGUUAGUGGUACAAUGUACAAUGCUACUCUCUAACACCUUUACCACAAAUCAGACUGUUUAUCAUGUGGAAAGAUGCCACUUCAAUCUUCC